Phyllostomus discolor (pale spear-nosed bat) is the source of this 8366-nucleotide messenger RNA. RefSeq names its product protocadherin 7 (gene PCDH7). Lineage: Eukaryota; Metazoa; Chordata; Mammalia; Chiroptera; Phyllostomidae. Bases 1072 to 4839 code for a protein of 1255 amino acids. Gene Ontology annotation, cellular component: plasma membrane. Gene Ontology annotation, molecular function: calcium ion binding. Gene Ontology annotation, biological process: homophilic cell-cell adhesion. The record is from RefSeq and is a predicted model, not a curated record. The transcript is spliced from 3 exons.
AGAGAGAGGCUGCAAUCUCCUCCCUGAAUCGCGCACAGCGCUGCAGAUCCCAGUGCUCCGACAUGCGGGCCGAAUGCAGGUGAGGAAAGAUACGGACUCUGCGGCUGCGAAGCCAAACUUGGGCGCCGCGCGGUGCGCUCGGCUCAGCCUUCACCUCCGCAGGCGAACUGCUGCUGCGGUUUCAGGCGGCGGCUUCGUGACUAAUGACCUUGCGCAGAGUUGUUAAGAAAAAAAGGAAAAGCAGCUCUCGGGGUGAGAAGGGACCGACUCUGAACAUGGCUCGGGCUGCUCUUGGGCGCGCGGGGAGAACCCGGACGCGGACCGCUCUGUAACGCGAGUGGUCUCCGUUGCUCGGUGCUCGAAGCAACCUGACGGCUAUUCUUCAUUCUCGGUCUGUGGACUGGCUCUCACUGUGCCUGAGCGGAGUCGGAGUUGAGGCUGGCUUGUUGCUGACCCCAGCGCCUCGUGCAGGAAGCGACUCACGUUUUCCUGGGCAGCCGGAGCAGGAGCUAAGGCUGGACUGAGUGGCUGAAACGUGAAUUGGACUCAACUCGAGUAGCAGCCAAGACUAGCAGGGUUGGCAGGCGGGGGAGAGGCUGCAGGCUCGCUCCCCGUCGCUUCCCGGCUCCACCGCCCGCCUGCCGGAGCGGUACCGGCCCCUUCCGACAGAGCCAGGACGGGAGCCCGGGAUUCUCCGCUUGCUGCGGGGAUGACUCCGAGGGGGGGGCGCCGAACCCUUGGCGCGCAGUGUCCCGUGAACUGUGAGUACUGCGACUGAACGGCGGCCAGCGAGCGGGCGAUUAGCACCCAUUGCAUGAAUUAUGAAACAAUAACUUUCGGAAGAAGCAGAAGGAAAAAAAAAAAAAAAGAAGGAUCUAUCGCUGAUUUCUCCUGGCCGACUCUACACACUGCUCUUGCCCCCUCCCACCUCUCCCUCUCGCUUUUUUUUUUUUUUUUCCUUUCCCGGAGAGGGGAGAGGUCUGGGAGGAGGGCAGGCGGCCGGCCCCUGAGGAGGGGGGCGCCGAGGGGGGCUGUGAUUAGAAAGAGCAGUAGCAGCAGCAGCAGGAGAAGAUGCUGAGGAUGCGGACCGCGGGGUGGGCGCGCGGCUGGUGCCUGGGCUGCUGUCUCCUCUUGCCGCUCUCGCUCAGCCUGGCCGCCGCCAAGCAACUCCUCCGGUACCGGCUGGCCGAGGAGGGCCCCGCAGACGUCCGAAUCGGCAACGUCGCCUCGGACCUGGGCAUCGUGACCGGCUCGGGCGAGGUGACGUUCAGCCUCGAGUCAGGCUCGGAGUACCUGAAGAUCGACAACCUUACGGGAGAGCUGAGCACGAGCGAGCGGCGCAUCGACCGCGAGAAGCUGCCCCAGUGUCAGAUGAUCUUCGACGAGAACGAGUGCUUCCUGGACUUCGAGGUGUCGGUGAUCGGGCCCUCGCAGAGCUGGGUGGACCUCUUCGAAGGUCGGGUCAUCGUGCUGGACAUCAACGACAACACGCCCACCUUCCCGUCGCCGGUGCUCACCCUCACGGUGGAGGAGAACAGGCCGGUGGGCACUCUGUACCUGCUUCCCACCGCCACCGACCGUGACUUCGGCCGCAACGGCAUCGAGCGCUACGAGCUGCUCCAGGAACCCGGCGGAGGUGGCGGUGAGGGUCGGCGCGCCGGGCCUGCAGACAGCGCCCCCUACCCCGGGGGCGGCGGGAACGGCGCGAGCGGCGGUGGCGGCGGCGGCGGCUCCAAGCGGCGGCCGGACGCACCAGAGGGCGGUGGCGGCGGGACCAGCCCCGGUGGCCGCAGCAGCGUGUUCGAACUGCAGGUGGCCGACACCCCGGAUGGCGAGAAGCAGCCGCAGCUGAUCGUGAAGGGGGCGCUGGACCGCGAGCAGCGCGACUCCUACGAGCUGACCCUGCGGGUGCGCGACGGCGGCGACCCGCCCCGCUCCUCCCAGGCCAUCCUGCGGGUGCUCAUCACCGACGUGAACGACAACAGCCCCCGCUUCGAGAAGAGCGUGUACGAGGCAGAUCUAGCCGAGAACAGCGCCCCGGGGACCCCUAUUCUGCAGCUGCGUGCCACCGACCUGGACGUGGGGGUCAACGGGCAGAUCGAGUACGUGUUCGGGGCGGCUACUGAGUCCGUGAGGCGGCUGCUGCGCCUGGACGAGACGUCCGGUUGGCUCAGUGUCCUGCACCGAAUAGACCGCGAGGAGGUGAACCAGCUGCGCUUCACCGUCAUGGCCCGUGACCGCGGGCAGCCCCCCAAGACCGACAAGGCCACGGUGGUCCUCAUCAUCAAGGAUGAGAACGACAACGUGCCGUCUAUUGAAAUCCGCAAGAUUGGGCGUAUCCCACUCAAGGACGGGGUGGCCAAUGUGGCCGAGGACGUUCUGGUGGACACUCCCAUCGCCCUGGUGCAGGUGUCGGACCGGGACCAAGGCGAGAAUGGUGUGGUCGCCUGCACCGUGGUGGGGGACGUGCCGUUCCAGCUCAAGCCGGCCAGCGACACAGAGGGCGACCAAAACAAGAAAAAGUACUUCCUGCACACCUCGGCCCCUUUGGACUAUGAGACCACCCGGGAGUUUAACGUGAUCAUAGUGGCGGUGGACUCCGGCGGCCCCAGCCUCUCCAGCAACAACUCCCUGAUUGUCAAGGUGGGAGACACCAACGACAACCCGCCUGUCUUCGACCAGUCCGUGGUGGAGGUCUACUUCCCGGAGAACAACAUCCCUGGAGAGAGGGUGGCCACCGUGCUGGCGACAGACGCCGACAGCGGGAAAAACGCGGAGAUAGCUUACUCCCUGGACUCUUCCGUGAUGGGGAUUUUUGCCAUCGAUCCCGAUUCUGGGGACAUCCUCGUCAACAAGGUGCUGGACCGCGAGCAGACUGACAGGUACGAGUUUAAAGUUAACGCCAAAGACAAAGGCAUCCCGGUGCUGCAGGGCAGCACCACGGUGAUCGUGCAGGUGGCUGACAAGAAUGACAACGACCCUAAGUUUAUGCAGGACGUCUUUACCUUUUACGUGAAAGAAAACUUGCAGCCCAACAGCCCCGUGGGGAUGGUCACGGUGAUGGAUGCUGACAAGGGGCGCAAUGCAGAGAUGAGCCUGUACAUCGAGGAAAACAGUAAUAUUUUUUCCAUUGAAAACGACACGGGGACCAUUUACUCUACCAUGUCUUUUGACCGGGAACAUCAGACCACAUACACAUUCAGAGUCAAGGCUGUGGACGGAGGAGAUCCUCCCAGAUCAGCCACAGCCACGGUGUCUCUCUUUGUUAUGGAUGAAAACGACAAUGCUCCCACAAUUACUCUUCCCAAAAACAUUUCCUACACUUUACUGCCACCUUCAAGUAAUGUCAGGACAGUAGUAGCUACCGUGUUGGCAACAGACAGUGACGAUGGCAUCAAUGCAGACCUUAACUACAGCAUUGUGGGAGGGAAUCCCUUCAAGCUGUUUGAGAUUGAUUCCGCCAGUGGUGUGGUUUCCUUAGUGGGGAAACUCACCCAGAAGCAUUAUGGCUUGCACAGGUUGGUGGUGCAAGUGAAUGACAGCGGGCAGCCUUCCCAGUCCACCACGGCUCUGGUGCAUGUGUUUGUCAAUGAAAGUGUCUCCAACGCAACUGUGAUUGACUCCCAGAUAGCCAGAAGUUUGCAUACCCCACUCACCCAGGAUAUAGCUGGUGACCCGAGCUAUGAAAUUAGCAAACAGAGACUUAGUAUUGUCAUCGGGGUGGUUGCUGGAAUUAUGACAGUGAUUCUAAUCAUCUUAAUUGUAGUGAUGGCAAGGUACUGCCGUUCCAAAAAUAAAAAUGGCUACGAGGCUGGCAAAAAAGAUCACGAAGACUUUUUUACGCCCCAACAGCAUGACAAAUCUAAAAAGCCUAAAAAGGACAAGAAAAACAAAAAAUCAAAGCAGCCUCUCUACAGCAGCAUUGUCACUGUAGAAGCUUCUAAGCCAAAUGGACAGAGGUACGAUAGUGUCAAUGAGAAGCUGUCAGACAGCCCCAGCAUGGGCCGAUACCGGUCAGUCAAUGGUGGGCCUGGUAGUCCUGACCUGGCUAGGCAUUACAAAUCCAGUUCCCCAUUGCCUACUGUGCAGCUUCACCCCCAGUCACCAACUGCAGGAAAAAAACACCAAGCCGUACAAGAUCUACCACCAGCCAACACAUUUGUGGGAGCAGGAGACAACAUUUCCAUUGGAUCAGAUCACUGCUCUGAAUACAGCUGUCAAACCAAUAACAAGUACAGCAAACAGCCAUUUCGUAGAGUGACGUUUUCUGUUGUGAGUCAGCCUCAGGACCCACAUCAGGGGUCACUGCAGAGUUGCUAUGACAGCGGGCUGGAGGAGUCAGAAACACCAAGCAGUAAGAGUUCAUCAGGGCCAAGACUGGGUGCCCUUCCACUCCCAGAGGACAACUAUGAAAGGACCACGCCGGAUGGCAGUGUUGGUGAGGCAGAGCAUAUGGAAAAUGAUUCAAGACCUCUUCCAGAUGUAGCCCUGACUGGGAAGUGCACCCGUGAGUGUGAUGAAUAUGGCCACUCAGACUCCUGCUGGAUGCCGGUCCGCACUUCCCCAGAGAGGAAGAAGAGCCAGCCCAAACUCUCCACUUUCAUGCCUGUUGAUGAACGAGGAAGCCAGGAAAAGCUGGCCAACGGCGAGGCUGCCGUCAUGGGUGACCGCAACAGGAACCUCCUGAACAAAAAGUUGACCUCAUCCUAUGAGACCUUCAGUGCAGCUAGUUUCAGCAAAAAUGAGGAAGCCAACCCCGAGGAUAUUCCCCUUACAAAAACAGGGGAAUACAAGCCAUCUCCUGUCAACACUCUCACUAGAAGAGAAGUUUACCUGUAGGCUGUAAAGGAGCGCCAACCAAGUUCUUUUCAUGUAUGAGAAGGAGAAUAAGGGGCAAAAAACCUUACAAAGCAAAACCAUUUAAUCAGAAAGAGGGGGCUACCAAAGAGACAAAGCUUUGCCUGCCACUUCUGCCUCCAGAUCAGGCCUUUAGUGAUACUGUUAGCCUGGUUGUAAUGUACAAUGUAGAAACCAUCCUUGUUACUUGCAUGUCUGACCCCUCACUGAUUCCCAACACCUGCUCUCCCUCUUCCCCACUACCCUCCAAAAAAAAAAAAAAAAAAGGAGAAGAAGAGAAGAAGAAAAGAAAAAGAAAAAAAAAAGAUGGUUGCAAGUUUUUUUUUCAUGGUAAUAAGCCUGAUUAGCAGAACAUGAUACAUUCAUUAUUCCUAAGCAGAAGCAUGAUUUUAGUCACUUUGAUUUAGUUCGAAUGUCAUUUGACUCGUCAAAAGAGGUAGAUCAAGUAAAUAUAUAUUUCAAAUAUAUUAUCAGAAUCUGAUCAAUCACUGGGUAAAGCAAUCCUUCAAAAAUAAUACAGUCCCUCUAAAGGUACGUACAGUCUUAUGGACAGGGGCUCUAUGAGAAGCAGUUUUGGAAGAUCCCAGCUUUAUAUUCUAUCAAAGACUGAGAGCUGAACAAUAAUACACAGUUGAAGAUUGCAGUCCCACAGUCGGCUAGAUUGUUCUUUUCAAGUCAGGAACACCAACUUCAAUUCCAUACACUCAUUGAAUAUUCUUAUUAUACACACACGGUUGACCACAUGCAUCAAUUACACUGAUUAUAAUUUGCAAACAUUGUAUGUGUAUUUUUCAGGAAAGCAUCACUAUUAUCAACUAACUGGAACAGUUGUGUCAUUAAAAGGCCAAAGAUCAUAUGGCAGAUCAGGGAAAUUAUGGAGUAGAUUUGGUCUUGACUUGGAAAUCCAUUAAGCGACAAAAGCAGCUGAACCCAUUUGCACAGAGAAAUGCUCAAACAGUUGUUUAUUUUACAUUGUCUCCAUCCCCAGAAAACAUGUGUUUUCUUUAAAAUGGAGUUUCUUUGAAAGUUUAGAAUAUGGAAAAAAUAAUGAGACAUAUUUUUCGUAUUAUAAUAGGCAGUUGAUAUUCAGGUUUGGUUUCAAAAAGUAUUAUCAGGGAAGAUUCAACUUUUUAAAGUCAUAUUUGUGAGUAGGUAGGGAAAGAUGGACACAUCAACAUGCAGCCUGAUAAAUUAAGUUCACUGUUACCAUUUCAGAAUCCGGGCAAUGCUUGCUGGUCUUAGUUAUCCACAUUUCAAAUUACCAAUCUCAUUUUUUAAGUGUUCAGUGCACACUUCCAUGUAACACAAAUGCAUUAAUUUUGAACCUUGUGCAAUGUCACAUUACUUUGAGACUGACAUCAUUGAAACAAGGCAGCACCCUAAUUGACUUUGUCACUAAUUUGAUUGGAACAUUAUUUAAUAUGUGUCUUAAAUCUGUGUCUGCACAUGGAAGAAGUGGGUUCUGGGCAGUAACAUGUCAUAAUAUAUACAUCUCAAAGUUGAAAAAUACUCAGUUUUCUUAAUAAAAAGAAGCAGAACAUGCAGACUUUAAGUCACUUGUUCUACAGAAGAUGAUUUAAUGCAACUGGAAAUUGAGCUGGGACAUUCAGACAAAAGUGACAAUCCAGUGACAGAGAUAGGGGACCAGAAGAGAAAAGAGCGAAAGUCCCCAUCAUUGAAUGUGUGUAACCUGGUGAAAGCAUAGCCUUGAUGGCUGUCUGGUGAACUGUAGAAACAAUGUAGCUUUGCAGAAUUUUUUAGACUAUACAGGGAAGCAGCCUGGAAAAUAAGUUGUUAUUUCACUAUAGGUGAUCAAAAUGCUUAUCUUUGAAAACCACUUCUCUGUUUGGUGGGCUACACUUUUGGGGUCAUUUCCUUAUGAUCUUUCUUAAAUGGAGUUUUCAUUUUGAUGUUAGCUUAUGUAUAAUAGUUAGGAUGAAAGAAGAUAUGUAAUUGAAAUAAAAACAUUGGACUAAAAUGUCAAUAAUUGAACAUGUUUAUGUUUGAUUAUUUACAUUAUGGAAAGAUGCAAUUCUAGUACUUUGUUAGGAAACUGCAUUAAAGCAGUUCUGCCUUGUAUAAUCUGUAAGUACCUAUUAAGACAAAAUACUUCUAAAGAUACUUAUGAAAUGUAUACAUAUUUUUUUCUUGCACGUUACAAAGGAAAUAUUCAAUUGCAUAACACAGGUGUUCAACAAACUUUUUAAUGCAUUUUUUUCUUUCUAUCAUGAGACACUUGAAACCAUUAGGUAUAUAGCUCAUUUCAUUCUAUCUUAAAACCCUUCUGUUGUCUAGAAAGCUAAUACGGGUCACGUCGGACCUUCAGAUUAAUUGGAUCCACACUCCCCAAUGAUGUUUGCGCCACAUUCAAGAUAGCCAUGCUAUUGUCACUUAACAUGUGAGCCUCUUUUUAGAACUAAAAUGGGUGUGAAAGAAUAAAAUUCAGUGUACUGUAAGUAUUCACAGUAAUUCUAGUAGAAUUAGCUAUCAUAACAUGUUUAUUAUAUAAUGAGCUGGCAUGACACAGAAAUAUAUUUUGUGUUUGUAUGACUUUUAUUUUGAAUAGGUUAAAUAUGGUGCCACUCCAUAUAUAGAGUGCUUUUGAAAAAAAUUUUAAAAGAAACAAAAAAAUAAUAAAUGAGUGAAUGCAAAAUAAGCAACUGUGCCUUUUAUACCUGAUGUUAUGGUGAAAAAACGGUUGUUGGGUUUGGACGACGAGGGGUAAUGGGCUAUUCCCGACUUUUUUGAUCCUGUAUAUUUAUCCAUGUUUAUUUUCUGAAAAUAAUAAAUAAUAUAUUAAAAAUUUGCCUUCUGACAAACUCAGAUAAUGGACCAGUCUUAAAUAUUGUUCAUUCAUACAACAAAAUUAGAACAUUAAUAUGGGCUGCUUAAUUCUGACUAGAAGGCUAAAAAGCAUUUAUUGUAAUAGUAACACAGGAAGAUAUUAUCAGGGGUGAAAUCAGCCCAUCUUGCAAGAUGAAAUAUUGAUUUAGAAUUUCCAUUCUUUAUUUACUUUUUGUUGUUAAUUUUCUUUUAGCUGCUGUUUGAUUUUGGUUGUACGAUAUAUAAAUCAUACUUGUUUUCUGUACACGAGAAUCUCAAGUGGACGUUGCAUGCACUAUACAUUAGGACACAUUUAGAAAUUAAUGAGUAACUAUAUGAAUUUAUGUGUUUUACAAAGUCUGUAGCUUCAGUCUAAAACCAUUCUGAAACUCCAGAUACCCUUUCUGUAUGGUUUGUGACUGGCCUGCUGCCUGAGUUUCAGCAAACAAGGGAGGCAUUAUUUUUAUGGAAGGAGGAAUUGAGAUGGUACUGAAGAUGUCUGGCUGAGAGGCACCCUAGGAAGCUGCUUUGUAAGAGAGGAAAGUAAAACACACAGACCAGAAGAAACUGCCGAGAAUCAAACAGCCAUUCUAAAAUAAUCACGAGAAAUCUAAAGACCUGAGUAGUUGUAAGUCCGUAUAUCGUUAUCAGUGAUAAAUGUACAAUGUGUCCUUAAGAGAAAAAGA